Molecule: messenger RNA, 808 nt
Organism: Hemicordylus capensis (graceful crag lizard)
Lineage: Eukaryota; Metazoa; Chordata; Lepidosauria; Squamata; Cordylidae
Exons: 2
Coding region: 414-764 (116 amino acids)
Source: RefSeq, a predicted model, not a curated record
CUUUCCAGGCCCUGAAGGGAGGCAGAGUGGCCAGUGCUGGCUGCCCACCAGAGCGCUGUGCACACCCUCUGUCCUCCCUGCCCUACAGCCCUGGGCUGUGCAGAGAGCUUGUGCCUUCCUCUUCCUUCUCGGGGCCAGCAGUGGAAGGCCCCCAGCACACAGUUGACAUCCAGAAAAAGUGAGAGAAGAACCACAUGCAGAGAGCUGAGGGAGAAUGAGCUUUUGGAUGCAAAACUACCUUGUCAUGAAUUCCUGCUGAAAGAGGAGAGGCUACUGACCACUGUGGGAUGACUCUGCAUGCUACUCUGUGCAGGUGCACUAUGCAAGAUUGUACCCCCUGUCAAUGUAAUGUCUGCAAUGUACUAAAGAACUUUGAUUUUGAAUUCUAGUAAUGUAACACUUCCCUCAAAACCAUGAUGUCUAGACUGGUGAAAUUUAGAAACAGAAGAGUUCCUGAUACUAUUUCAAUCCAUCAAGAUUAUACCUACGAAUGGAAGAAGAAGAAGAAGAAGAAGAAGAAGAAGAAGAAGAAGAAGAAGAAGAAGAAGAAGAAGAAGAAGAAGAAGAAGAAGAAGAUUAAUGGGAUGUCUCCAUUGGGACACAGUGAGUGUCCUAGGAAAGCUGGUGAAAAAACAUUUGAGAAACCAAAUGUUCAGAUGAAUGCAGGAGCUAUUUAUGUAGCUUCAUGGGAACAGCAUGGGAGCAGAUCCAAAACCAGGAUGAUUGUUUUGAGGGAACCCAAGAAGAAGGGUGAAUCAUUAUAGAACAGCCAGAACAUCAAUACAGGUAGCCUAAGAUGUUUCAAGAA